AUGGUCACCGUCGCAGUUGCAGGAGGCACCGGCGAUCUGGGCCGUACGAUCGUGGAUGCGCUAAAGGAGAGCCCAAACCACAAGGUCAUUGUCCUGGCACGCAAAGAAUCCAAGGCUCCAGAGAUAGACGUCCCCGUCUUUGCGGUCGACUACGGCGAUGUCGAGUCGGUGUCUCGUCUCCUCGAGACAAACGACGUCCAUACCGUGGUCUCUGCCCUCAGCAUCAGAGGCCCCACUGAGGCCGCCUCCGAGAUCAGUCUCGUCAAGGCUGCAGCAAUGGCGAAGGCGACGAAACGCUUCGUCGCGAGUGAAUACGGUACUUUGGCGCCUACUGACAGGAGCAUACAGUUGCCACAGCACGAAUCCCGCCUCGCCGUGAUUGCCGAGUUGCAAAAGACCGACCUGGAGUGGACGCGCAUCCACAACGGCUAUUUCCUCGACUAUUUCGGCAUGCCGCACGUCGAGAGCCACAUGACGCCAGUCGCUUUCACCGUGGACAUGGCCAACAAGGCGGCAGCCAUCCCGGGCACGGGCGACGACGUCGUCGCCUUUACAUACACGAGGGAUCUGGCCAAGUUUGUCGUCGCGGCACUCGACCUGCCUGUGUGGGACGAGGCCAUGUUCUGCUAUGGAGAUAAGAUGACGUGGAAUGAGUUUCUGCGCGUGGCCGAAGAGAUGAGAGGCUCAAAGUUCACGGUCGCAUACGAUAGUGUCGAGACGCUGGAGAAGGGCGAGAUGACCGAGCUGCCCUCCCAUCCUGCGGUCUAUCCUUUCUUCCCGAAGCCCAUGUUUCAGCAAUAUUUCAGCAAGUUCGCAUUGUAUGUCACGUUGGGGUUGUUCGAUUUGCCGGAGGAUGGGUCUCUGAAUAGGAAAUUCCCGGACAUCAAGCCCACCACGGUCAGAGAGAUGCUCAGUGUCUGGGUGGGCAAGUAG
Messenger RNA from Cladophialophora carrionii CBS 160.54, 933 nucleotides. RefSeq lists its product as uncharacterized. The transcript is spliced from 4 exons. The record is from RefSeq and is a predicted model, not a curated record. The coding region runs from base 1 to 933 and encodes 310 amino acids. Lineage: Eukaryota; Fungi; Ascomycota; Eurotiomycetes; Chaetothyriales; Herpotrichiellaceae.